UGGUUAUUUCCAACAUUCAAGGAAUAAAUACCCUAAAUCUUUAGUUAGCGAUGUAAUACAUAUAAAAUGUCCCUAUGUCUCGGAAAGAUAACUUGAACCGAUUGAGCUGAAAUUUUGUACACACGUUUAGUUCGGAUGACCAAUGCAUUAUUAUGAUAAGCAUGACCUGAUGGUGCACGCAUUAACGGCUACAGACGUGGGAACUCCUCAACGGUUUACUGCACGGACGGAAUAUGUUUUUAUCACACAUUGAAUGUAAUGAUCUCUCUAACAAUAAUAAAAGCAUGUGUCUAAAAUAUGUAAAAAAAACUUCUAAUAUUUAUGUAAAAGCCUUUUAAAAAUUAAAGGAGAGAAGACUAGCACAAUUUUACGCAAUAAUUUCAUUAUCCUGAUUUCCAUUUCGGAGAAUCACAUUGCGUGGUGCGACUCACGUAUCGACCAAACUCGUUUCACAACGACGACCCAUCCUUGCUCAGCCCAAGCAGACGUGACUUACCGUGUGUUGGUGAUUCAGUGCUUCUGAUUUAGAGUUGCUGAGGUCCAAAGAAGCUAUAAAAUAUGAACAUGUUUGAAACCUUCCUUGCGUCGCUUCCGCCUAACCGGCACUUGAUGGUGAACCACUUGGAGCUACCUGAAGACAUCACAGCCACUCCUUACGUGUGGACGGAGCCCGAAUCUCUUUCUGUCAGGAGCGACAGCAUCAUAUCCGGGAGCCUGGAAGACGAGGAUGUCGGGACUAUCAGCACAGACUCCAGCAUAGCUGUGUCCCGAGCCUUGACGGAUUCCGAGAUUGAUUACUACAGGUACAGGAAGCUGAAGAACCGCAGUCUCAGUGACCCCUGGGCGGGCAUGAAAGCAGCAAUGGACGCUUUUCCACCCGACUACCUUGCGUCUUUACAAAGUUUUCAGAGCUCAUCAACCGAAGUGACAGACCAACCAGAGGAGCCGUACGAGCGGACAUAUCGCCGCAACGAAGAGCUGGCCCUGAAGAUGGAGAGGUUCUUCGAGGAAGAGUGCCGUGUGUUCACUCCGGAGGACCCUGGGCUUCUGGCGUUGAAGGACGCGCUACGGGAUAUCGACAUGUCGACAAUCGACUCCGAUCUCGAUAGCAGCAUCACCGUGAAUUACCUUCUACCUAAAAUAUAGAAAAAAAAAUGUGAGAUAAAAAAAGUGUAAUAUUUUAUUAUCAUCUGCUUUUUUUGUAUGCACGCACUGCACCUACGAAAAUAAUACAUAAAUUAUCAUUUGUAGUACCUACACUUACACAUAACAUUUACAAUAAAAAUAA
This is a messenger RNA of Plodia interpunctella (Indianmeal moth), 1288 nucleotides long. RefSeq lists its product as uncharacterized. Bases 559 to 1146 code for a protein of 195 amino acids. The transcript has 6 exons. The record is from RefSeq and is a predicted model, not a curated record. NCBI's taxonomy places the organism in Eukaryota, Metazoa, Arthropoda, Insecta, Lepidoptera, Pyralidae.